Hansenula anomala is the source of this 1619-nucleotide messenger RNA. RefSeq names its product Sip2p (gene SIP2). Bases 426 to 1568 code for a protein of 380 amino acids. The record is from RefSeq and is a predicted model, not a curated record. Gene Ontology annotation, cellular component: nucleus; nucleotide-activated protein kinase complex; cytoplasm. Gene Ontology annotation, molecular function: protein kinase binding. Lineage: Eukaryota; Fungi; Ascomycota; Saccharomycetes; Phaffomycetales; Wickerhamomycetaceae. Gene Ontology annotation, biological process: signal transduction. The transcript has a single exon.
CCUUUCUAUUUUUUCUUCUUCCCAACGACGAACGUUUGGAAACUUGAAAGGAGCUUUUGAUUGACUGGCCGAUUGUUGACACACAGCGUUUUACAAAACCAUCAACUUCAACAUCCAGAAAUCACAGAUAGGGCUUGUCUCCAUAUUACCAACCAAACGCUACUCCCUGAAUAUAGAUGGGAAACGCUGCCUCUCAAGAUAACUCUCGCUUUAUCGGUCAGGAACAUUUGCAAUCUCCAGAACGUAUUAAUAACUACACUUCCGAUACAAGCCACGGCCAUCAGCAAGGAAAAAACAAAUCAUUAAACAACAAAAAAGGCUUGGUGAAUCAAGAAGAUUUCGAAAGCUCGCCAUCAAAAGUUCAUCCACUUUUAAAUCCAUCCACUAGAGAUAGGUACACAAAACCAAUAAACUCCACCACAAUUAUGGGUCACAACAGUUCAGAUUACAAUCGUGAGGAUGAAAACCCUAUUACACAACAUAAUGAAAAUAGUCAAUCAAAUCAAGAUGUCACUAUGAGUGAUUCUGGCGCCUCUAAUGUUAACCUGAACUCGCAACCUUCUGCAAUGAAUAUUGAUUCUGAAUUAAAUCCUGAACAAGAACAAGAACAAGCUGAACCAGAACAUCAACCAACUCCAAGAAGGAGAUCAACAAUGAUAUUGACUGAUGAUCCAGAGUUUGAAAAAUUAAAAACUAAGAGCGCUAAUCUUGAUAUAAAUAAUGAAGAAUCAAUUUCAAAACUAGAAGAUCAUAACAAUUCCCAAGAUUCUCAACAUAAUAACAAUACAAUUCCUUUUGAAAUAGUAUGGGUGCAAGGCGGUGAAAAUGUAUUUAUCACAGGUUCAUUCACUGGUUGGAGAAAGAUGAUUAAGCUGACUAAAGAAACUGAUGAGAAAUUUUCAAUUAAAUUGAAGCUACCAGUUGGUACACAUCGUUUUAGAUUUAUUGUUGAUAAUGAACUACGAUUUUCUGAUUAUCUCCCAACAGCCACUGAUCAAAUGGGUAAUUUUGUCAAUUAUAUUGAAAUCCAACAACCUGAUGUUCAAAUGGGCCAAGAUGAUUCUCAACAAAAUGAAUACACUCAAGAUCAAUCACAAGGUCAAGAGCAUGGUGAACAAAAAGUUGGAAAACCUUCAGACGAAGACCGUAGGGAUUCCAAUCUAGGAUUGACAAAUGAUGAUGAUGAUAUGGGUAACGGUUAUUCAAGAUUUCAUGAAGAACAAUCAUCAAAACCAAAUUUGAAUUAUAUAAAAGAUAUUCCUGCAAUCUUUACAGAUCCAUCAGUUAUGGAACAAUAUUACCUGACAUUAGAUAACAAUGCUCAAAAUAAUCAAAAUCAAUCUUGGUUAACCCCUCCACAAUUACCACCUCAUUUAGAAAGUGUCAUUUUGAACAAUUUUUCAACAACUGAUAAAAGUAAUUCAAGUGGUGCUUUACCAAUUCCAAAUCAUGUUGUUUUGAACCAUUUGGCAACCACCAGUAUCAAACACAACACUUUAGCUGUUGCUUCUGUCGUUAGAUAUAAAAGGAAAUAUGCUACACAAGUUUUAUAUGCUCCAUUGCAAUGAUAGUGAGCAGGAAACAAGGAAAAGUUAGAGAAAAUAAAAACUACAACAAAG